AUGAUCCGUAAGCCAGUUAUUGUAGUCCAUGGAGGGGCUUGGGCAAUACCUGAUGAUCUUGCAGAAAGCAGCAAAAUUGGUGUUAAAGAUGCAGCAAAGUGUGGAUAUUCUAUACUUACUGAUGGUGGAAGCUCAUUGCAAGCUGUAGAAUCUGCAGUGCGAAUGUUGGAAGACAACACAAUAUUUGAUGCAGGUCAUGGAGCCGUGCUAAAUGCGAAUGGUGAUGUGGAGCUUGAUGCAAUUAUAAUGGAUGGUAAAAAGCUUGCUGUAGGUGCAGUUUCUUGCAUCAAGAAUAUUGCUAAUCCUAUCAUGUUUGCACGCACAGUCAUGGAAAAGACUCCACACAAUAUGCUGACUGGUGCUGGGGCAAAUAAAUUUGCUGAAAGGAUGAAGAUUGAACAAAUCCCUACAGAUGAAUUAGUGACUGAAAAUGCUACUAAGGAAUGGGAACAAUACCAAAGAUAUACACAAAGUGUCACAAGCCUUUUUAAUACAGAAAAGAUGCAUGAUACGGUUGGAGCAGUAGCUAUUGAUUCAGAGGGCAACCUUUCCUGUGCCACAUCUACUGGCGGAAUAACAAAUAAAAUGGUUGGACGUGUUGGAGACUGUCCAAUUAUAGGCUCUGGUGCAUAUGCAGAUAAUUUUAGUGGCGCUGUAUCGACAACUGGGCAUGGAGAAUCCAUUAUGAAAGUUACACUUGCAAGACUUGUACUUUUUAAUAUGCAACAAGGUGAGACACCACAGAAUGCUGCAGACCAUGCUCUAGACUACAUGAAAAACAGAGUACAUGGCAGAGGUGGAUUAAUAGUUGUUAGCAAAACUGGUGAAUGGGCAGCAAGAUUUUCCACAAAAAGAAUGGCAUGGGCCAGCAUUGACAACAAUUUAUUAACCUAUGGGCUGAAUCCUGGUGAAGCUUUCCAAGAAACUUUAGAGCUAUAGAGAUAUUUUUUGUGAUGUUAUGGCAUACAUAAAAGUUGUAUAGAACUGAAAUAUCG
This is a messenger RNA of Pseudophryne corroboree (corroboree frog), 995 nucleotides long. RefSeq names its product isoaspartyl peptidase/L-asparaginase-like. Gene Ontology annotation, cellular component: cytoplasm. Gene Ontology annotation, molecular function: asparaginase activity; beta-aspartyl-peptidase activity. Bases 1 to 939 code for a protein of 312 amino acids. NCBI's taxonomy places the organism in Eukaryota, Metazoa, Chordata, Amphibia, Anura, Myobatrachidae. The record is from RefSeq and is a predicted model, not a curated record. The transcript has 6 exons.